AGAAAGCAUCAACAAGACCUGCGAAACUUAAUGAGGACUAACACAUCGUUUGGAUCGUUUCGAUAAGAGGGAUGGGAGUCCUACCGGGGAGAAACCUUUUAUGCACACUUUUCUUCAUUAUUCUCCUGUCAGAGGGACACUUUCGAUGGGUUGAGGCCCAACACUGUAUAUGGUAUGGCGAGUGCGGGACCUCUGAAAAGAUGCACUCAAAAAAGUACAACUGCAACUACACUGGUCCUCCCCGCCAGCUAGAGCCCGAGGGUUAUGAACUUCUCACGGAGCUGUGUCCUGGAUACGACUAUGGAGACCGAAGCCUUUGCUGCGAUACUGACCAGUUACAAACUCUCAAAGGGAGUCUCCAGCUGCCCCUUCAAUUCCUGUCUCGGUGUCCCGCCUGUUUCUUCAACCUGAUGAACCUUUUCUGUGAGCUGACAUGCAGCCCUCACCAGAGUCAGUUUGUGAAUGCAACCAAGAUCAAAGAGAAAAAUGUCGUGGAAGUGCAGUACUAUAUUGGACAGACAUUUACAAAUGCCAUGUACAAUGCCUGCAAGGACGUCCAGGCACCAUCCAGUAACAUGAAGGCCUUAUCAAUACUGUGUGGGAAGGAGGCAGAGGAUUGCAAUGCUACCAACUGGAUCCAGUAUAUGUUUGAUAUCAACAAUGGACAGACUCCCUUCCCAAUCAUCCCAAUAUUCUCAGAUGUCCCGGUGGCCGGUUUCUCUCCCAUGAACAACAAGACUUAUGCCUGUACAGAGGGCCUGGAGGAUGGUUCAGGUCCCUGCUCCUGUCAGGACUGUGCAAAGGCCUGUGGCCCCAAACCUGUGCCGCCCCCUCUCCCUCCUCCCUGGACAAUCCUCGGUAUGGAUGCCAUGACUGUCAUCAUGUGGAUUUCCUACAUGGCCUUCCUGAUGAUCUUUGUUGGAGCUGUACUUGGGGCUUGGUGUUACAGGAAAAGGACCAUCAUGUCUGAGUAUGGCCCCAUCUUGGACAGCAAUAACCCACUGUCUCUCAACAAUGAUAAUCCGGACCAAGUGAAUGCAUCAUGCUGUGAAACAUUGGGCGAACGCUUUGAGAAUGCUCUGCGGAUCCUCUUCAGCACUUGGGGUUCCUUCUGUGUGCUGCAUCCCUUUCUGGUCAUACUGGGCAGCCUGAUAGUUGUGGUUGCCACCUCUGGUGGCCUGGUCUACAUGCGCAUCACCACCGACCCCGUUGAGCUGUGGUCGUCUCCCACCAGCCAGGCUCGUCAAGAGAAGGACUACUUUGACAGCCACUUCGGACCCUUUUUUAGAACUGUGCAGCUCAUCAUAACCACCCCGCUUAAUGAGACUUUCAUCUACUCCCCAUACUUCGGAGGAUCAGAUGUGCCAUUUGGAGCCAUCCUGGACAAAGACAUCCUGCACCAGGUGCUGGAUCUGCAGCUUGACAUCGAAAGCAUUGUAGCAACGUAUGAGGGCCAAAACGUCACCCUGCAGGACAUCUGCUUGGCUCCACUGGCCCCGUACAAUAACAACUGUACAGUCUUGAGUGUCCUCAACUACUUCCAGAACAGCCAUGCUGUGCUGGACCACAGCAUAGGAGACGGCUUUUAUGUCUAUGCUGACUAUCACAGCCACUUCCUCUACUGUGUCAGUGCACCAGCAUCCCUCAAUGACACCACGCUCCUUCACGACCCUUGUUUAGGCACCUUUGGUGGCCCUGUUUUCCCUUGGCUGGCCCUUGGGGGUUACGAUGAAACCAACUACAACAAUGCCACUGCUCUAGUGAUCACCUUCCCACUCAACAACUACCUGAAUGACUCAGCCAAGCUGGGCAAAGCUCUGGCAUGGGAGAAAGAAUUCAUCAAGUUUAUGAAGAACUUCGACAACCCUAAUCUGACCAUAGCCUUUAGUGCUGAGAGGAGUAUCGAAGAUGAAAUAGACAGAGAGAGCGACAGUGACAUCAGCACCAUAGUAGUCAGCUAUGCCAUUAUGUUCAUCUACAUCUCCCUGGCCCUGGGUCACAUCCACAGCUUCAGGAGAGUGCUGGUUGACUCCAAGAUUUCUCUGGGCAUAGCGGGCAUCCUGAUUGUGCUUAGCUCUGUGUCCUCCUCACUGGGGAUCUUCAGCUACUUUGGCAUCCCCCUCACACUCAUCGUGAUUGAGGUCAUUCCUUUCCUGGUGCUGGCUGUUGGAGUGGACAACAUCUUUAUAAUAGUCCAGACAUAUCAGAGGGAUGAGCGGAUGCCACAGGAGGAACUUCACCAGCAGAUUGGUCGUAUUCUUGGCGACGUGGCCCCCAGCAUGUUCCUCUCCUCCUUCUCAGAGACAGUGGCUUUCUUCCUGGGAGCCUUGUCCAACAUGCCUGCAGUGAGGACUUUCUCUCUGUUUGCUGGCUUGGCUGUUUUUAUUGAUUUCCUGUUGCAGAUCAGUUGCUUCGUCAGCUUGCUCGGCUUGGACGCCAGAAGACAGGAGGGGAAUCGACUCGACAUCUGUUGCUGUGUGAAGCUGCCGGACGGUCAGGAAACGAAAACAGACAGCUUACUCUUCCGUUUUUUCAAGAAAUUCUAUGCCCCAUUCAUCCUCAAAGAGUGGAUGCGACCGAUCAUAGUGGCCGUGUUUGUUGGAAUCCUCUCCUUCAGUAUUGCUGUGGUGAAUAAAGUAGAGAUUGGAUUGGACCAGAAACUCUCCAUGCCUGAUGACUCGUACGUGUUGGACUACUUUAGGAACCUGAGCAUGUAUCUCCACACUGGAGCUCCGGUGUACUUUGUGGUAGAGGAUGGUCUUAACUACAGGACUCAGGAGGACCAGAAUGUUGUGUGUGGAGGAGUGGGCUGCAACAACAACUCUCUAGUCCAGCAGGUCUACACCGCUUCACUCAUCAGCAACUACACAACCAUUGCCUUUACACCGUCCUCGUGGCUUGAUGACUACUUCGACUGGGUGAAGCCACAGUCCACCUGUUGUCGAUACUACAACACCAGUGGGGCUUUCUGCAAUGCCUCGGUGGUAGAUCCCUCCUGUGUACACUGUCGCCCCAUGACUCCCAGUGGAAAGCAGCGGCCAGAAGGAGAGGACUUCAUGCGGUUUCUGCCCAUGUUUCUGUCAGACAAUCCAAACAUCAAGUGUGGAAAAGGCGGGCAUGCAGCCUACGCCACAGCAGUCGAUCUGUAUCCCAACAAGACGGGGGUUGGAGCCACUUACUUCAUGACCUACCACACCAUCAUGAAAGAAUCCCCAGACUUCAUACACGCUUUAAAAAUGGCCCGAAUCCUGGCUGACAACAUUACUGAGUCCAUUGGCCAUAAAGUAUUUGCAUACAGUGUCUUCUACGUGUUUUACGAGCAGUAUCUUACCAUUGCCUAUGACACCGCUCUGAACUUGAGCGUGUCACUGGGGGCCAUAUUCGUGGUGACGACGGUGUUGUUGGGUUUCGAGCUGUGGUCAGCCGUGGUCGUCAGCAUCACCAUCGCCAUGAUCUUAGUCAACAUGUUCGGCGUCAUGUGGCUGUGGAACAUCAGCCUCAACGCAGUGUCCCUUGUGAACCUGGUCAUGUGCUGUGGUAUUUCGGUAGAGUUUUGCAGUCAUAUCGUGCGAGCUUUUUCCAUCAGUGUGAAGAAAAACAGAGUGGAGCGGGCUGAGGAGGCCCUGGCUCACAUGGGCAGCUCUGUAUUCAGCGGGAUCACACUAACAAAGUUCGGAGGUAUCCUAAUCUUGGCGCUGUCCAAGUCACAGAUCUUCCAGGUCUUCUACUUUAGGAUGUACUUGGCCAUAGUGUUGCUGGGAGCCACGCAUGGCCUCAUCUUCCUCCCUGUAAUGCUCAGUUAUAUCGGUCCUUCAGUGAACAAAGCAAAGGUGGUAGCUGCUAACAGGCGCUACGCUGGUACAGAAAGAGAGCGCCUCCUCAACUACUAGCUGGCUGUUCGGGACAAUGAACAAUGAACUAUUUGUCUGAAAGGGACUGUGUGGGUGUGAAGCCGUUUCUGUGAUUACUGACACACUUAUCAUCGCCACUACUAUGCACAUAUUUAACUCAGGAAUAGACUCGGGAAGAGGAGUGCCCGAGACCUUGUCCAACUGCAAAAGUAUUGAUUUUUUCUCAGAAGACUGUGGAGCCACAUCAUUGCUCCUCCUCACACUACAGGAUAAGCAGAUGUCAACAUUUGAGUGACAAACCACUGAACAAAAAAAAUACAACAACAAAAAACUGCCACUUUUGCAGUGUGGAAGUAGGAGAGACAACACCCCCAACAUCCGCUUACAGACAAACUGUAAGUCAGUUCCAUAUGCUACGAGCUAUUUUGAUUUGGGAAAACUCGAAAGGGUAAAACUGGUCAGUUUUUUCAUGUUUUUAAAAUAUAUACCAGGAAAAAAACAACUGUUUAAAAGGAAAUUAUUUUGAAAUGUUUACUUUCGUUGGACUGUUGUUUGAUAUUAUGAAUCAUUUAUCGGCUGGCAUACAGCACCCAGAUAAUAAUGAUGAUCUCAUAAGCACUCAUAAUACCUGGCAUUACCAUGCAUCACAUCCAGGGGUGUGGCUCAAUACUCUGUCACAGAGCAGGUUAGCUAGUCGUACCAUUGUCACCUAGCGAUAAUGUUUCUAAAGGGUUUUUGUGCAUGCUCACAUCCAUGUUGAGAGAGGAGUGAAGGGAUUGUAGCCCCUUUUUACAGCUACAAUCUGCUUGGAUGUGCAUGUCGACAUCGUCAAAGCUGAAACCUCACAGUCAGUGUUUCAUUUAAAAAUCAAAGUACAAAACAAACAGUCCAGGUACUUGUGUGUACCCACAGAUGUUGUUUGUUGCUCUCCAAACUGCAUCCUGCUAUUACAUUUAUUUCCACAUUGGAAGCUAUUCACAUGAUCUGGUGCAAGAUUUUAUUUUAGAGUUAGUAAAUUUAUCUUAAAGUGUCCUUUUGAAGUUUUUGCAUGACUAUAUUGUUUGUCCCUUCUGGUACUAUUACAAAAAAAAGAAAAACUCCUGAAGAUGCAUGUUGAUGCCAGGUGUAAAGAGUGCUGUGAUGCUAAUAGCGGUUUUACACUGAAGUGUAAAUAAGACAUUUUGCAGUUACUGAACAGAACAUUUGUUUAGUUAAGAGACUAAGCUUUACAUUUAACUGUAAAUAGCUUAUACAGAAUUAAUCUGGAUUUAUUCCUUUGUCAUCGAGAGCGUGUUAAUACAGAAUACUGUAGAAUGACUAGCUAAUGGUAUAGUCCUGACUUUUUCCAUUCCAGCACAUUUAAGUUAUUGGUAUUUUUUUUAUUUUGUUAACUAUUACAUUUUGUUACCAUGCAUAGCUGUCUUUAAAAGAAACAAUUUUACCUUUCAGGUAAAGGAGUCAUUUUGUAACAUAACCGGAACCCUGUUCACUUGCGUCACAUGCACCUCAACAUGUCUAAGAUUGUAGCUAGUGGAGGUGAUCACUCAUCCAUGUGGUGCGCGCCCACUAGUUUAAUUUGACUUUAAAUAAGGUUUUGACAUCAUUGAAGGGGAAUGUUGAAAUUUUACCCAAGGUGUAUAAAAUCCACUGGGAUCUUGAAGGAA
Messenger RNA from Plectropomus leopardus (leopard coralgrouper), 5515 nucleotides. RefSeq names its product Niemann-Pick disease, type C1 (gene npc1). The record is from RefSeq and is a predicted model, not a curated record. Gene Ontology annotation, cellular component: plasma membrane. Gene Ontology annotation, molecular function: cholesterol binding; lipid carrier activity. Gene Ontology annotation, biological process: sterol transport; cholesterol homeostasis; intestinal cholesterol absorption. Lineage: Eukaryota; Metazoa; Chordata; Actinopteri; Perciformes; Serranidae.